AUGGCCUUUAAGUCGAUGUGGAAGCACAAAACAAUCACAUUGCGGUCACACUCCAAUUGGAUCGGGCACAUAAGAUUCGCACGGCACUACCGAACGGCGGCCGCGUUCAAGUUUCGAACGCGCCGUUUUGGCGGGACGAACGCUUUGUUGGAGACGGCCGACGGCGCGGAAGGUCGCGGGCGCACUGACGGACUGACGCUGACGCACCAACGCUCUGUUGCCGCUCUACCGGAACGCUUCGCGGUCUCUAUCGUUAUAGAG
Iphiclides podalirius (scarce swallowtail) is the source of this 261-nucleotide messenger RNA. Lineage: Eukaryota; Metazoa; Arthropoda; Insecta; Lepidoptera; Papilionidae. The record is from the annotation of a GenBank genome assembly.